This is a messenger RNA of Poecilia latipinna (sailfin molly), 6347 nucleotides long. RefSeq names its product insulin receptor-like. Bases 1293 to 2015 code for a protein of 240 amino acids. The record is from RefSeq and is a predicted model, not a curated record. NCBI's taxonomy places the organism in Eukaryota, Metazoa, Chordata, Actinopteri, Cyprinodontiformes, Poeciliidae. The transcript is spliced from 2 exons.
AGACAUUUCAUUGCUAUUAAGAUAGACCUUCCAAUCCUAAAAUUGUGUGUUUGUUUGUAUUAACAUGUAACUACGCUCUAGUUUGUAGACGGUGUUAUUCCGGUGACAGGGGUGCUCUUGUUGUGUUGUUUCCUGCCCACCUGGCGGACAGACAGUCGGUCCGGAUCCAGGCUGUGCUGGAGGAGGAGGCGGAGGAAGAGAAGGCGGACUUGUCUCUCCGUGUUUUCCCGCAGACCGCGGCCCAGCUGAGGUGACUGGCAGGACUUGUUUACUGGUGGAGAGGCUCGCAGAAAGAGAGACGGAAACGGGGAACCUGAGGGGGAGCGAGCUCCAAACGCAACGGGAAUCCAAGUUUUUCCACUUGCCCCCGUAUUUUUGAGUCUUUUUACUCGGAUUUACCUCCUAUUUUGUGGACUCUCUGACACGGGAUACUCAUUUAGUGUGUUUGUGCCCUUUUUAAAAUUAUCUCCAACUCUACCGCCGACGCCGAAACCUCGUUUGUUUUGAAUUAGCCAGCUAACGUUAGCUACCCCCCCUCCAUCGUUGAGAAGGGAAAAAAAAAGCAUCGGAGCGGCGUGGUGGAGACUUUUCUCACUUCACAGGGCUAAACAAGGACAUUUUUCUGUCUUGUUUUCCUCCACCUCAGUCUUCAAGGUUUCUGAUUAAAAAGGUGACUCGUCUGCUCCGUUUCCCCCCAGUUUGGUGUUUUUUUAUGGGUGUUAUUCGUUUGCGGCGCGGUGGUCAGCGGGGGUGAAGGAGUUCAGAGGAAGGUCGUAGUGUUGGGGAGAGAGAGAGAGAGAGAAGGGGGAAAACUGCACGUUUUUUCUGCUGGGAGUUUCCUGGGAUGUACCUCCAUUGGUCUUAAAACUGGAGAAGACGAGAAGGAAGAAGCUGCAGCGGUGAUCCUGAAGACUUUUAAUUUCAGCUGGAAAAUACUCCCUGUUAUCUCAGUGGAAGAUACACACGACAGUGGACCUAAUUAGGGCACCUCCAAACUAAGGGAUCAUUUAAAAAUUUCCUGUAUUUAUUGGAGCAUCAACAUCAAACAGAUGAACGGGGACUGUCGCCUUCACUUAUGGAAAAUGAUUUUCACUCGCACAUGUCUUACCAGAACCCAAGAUCACAUAAUUUAGUUGUCUCUUUACGCAUAUAUACCAGGGCGCACAUCAAAAACUUGCCUGAGGAGGAAAAAUAACUUGAUAUUUGCUCUAAUAUAAACAUUCCCCCCCUCCUCUGAGGAUUGGAGUUUCAUAAACACCAUCAGAGGGAGAGAGAGCACAACUUCAAUCAAAAUGAGGUGGUUGACGCUGAAACUGCGAGCACAAUUGGUGUUUUUCAUCCUCUGUACCUGUGUUAUAUGCCAGUGUGGGCUAAUAAACGGUGAAAUUUGUCAGAGCAAGAACAUCAGGAACAAUGUAACCAACCUCCGGUCACUGGAGAACUGCACCAUCAUCGAGGGCCACCUGAAGAUCCUGCUCAUGUUUGGGGCCAAGUCCGCCGACUUCCAGGGCCUCAGCUUCCCAAAGCUGCGAGUGGUCACCGACUACGUCCUCCUGUUCAGGGUCUACGGCCUGGAGACCCUCAGCGACCUCUUCCCAAACCUGACGGUGAUCCGUGGCAACAACCUGUUCUUCAACUACGCCCUGGUGAUUUACGAAAUGCUGCAGCUGAAGGAGGUGGGCCUGCACAGCCUCAUGAAUAUCACCCGGGGCGCCGUGAGGAUAGAGAAGAACCCAGACCUGUGCUACCUGGCCACUCUGGACUGGUCCAUGAUCCUGGACUCGGUGGAGGACAACUUCAUCGUGGCCAAUAAGAACGAGCGGGAGUGUGGAGACGUGUGUCCCGGCACGGCACAGGGCCAGACCCUCUGCACCCAGACCACCAUCAACGGCCACUUCAGGGGCAGAUGCUGGUCGCAGACCUAUUGUCAGACAAGUAAGUGCCAGUCUUCUUUUUUUCCCCUCCUUCAUCUGCUCUGUCACCACUUCUGGUACGUCUCUUUUGAACCAGUCUAAUAGAAAGGUCGCGAAAAAUGGGAUGAAACACUCAAACUUAGCAGGUCUGUUUCAUGCCAAUAUCAUGUUGUUUAUGGUGACAUGUUUAGAAACAGUCACUGUAGAAAAUAUGCUCAGAAGUCGACUGGUGUUUUCAUCCCUAACGAUGCGUUUAAUGACGUCCGUAAUGUGGAAGGCAGGAGUUAUGGACACGCCGUGCCUUCCUAUUAGCAUUCAUUGACAGGCUCUGUGUGGGCUGAAUGAGCUGUAAUUAAAGGCUGGUAGGUAAAAAGAGUCAAAUGCAUUGUUGAGUUGGGGAAUAACAGCAAAAUGAAAGGCUAGAAUGAGAGGCGAGGCACGGGGAAAGAGGUGUCAAAACCUACGUGGAUUUGUCAGCUGUAUUCUGUUUGUUUGUGUGAAAAUAUAUGUUUGGUCAGUGCUGGAUCUCCUCUGGAAGUUUAUUGUCUGACAUUUGGCAAAGGAUGAAGUUAAAUGUCAUCUUUUUCUUGGAGAUUACAGCUUGGCUCUUUUUUUUUUAGGAUGUCUGUUUCUCAGUCAAAGAGGUUAAAAAUGACAAGAUUGGCCACAUUUACAUACAUAUAUGUGUGCGUGUGUGCGUGCGUGUGUGUGUGUGUGUGUGUGUGUGUGGAUUCUGCAUGCAUUGUUUGCUCCCUGAUUUGUCAAUGCUUGAUAUCAGGGACACAGUACAGGAAAUGAACUUCUCAUGUAGAAGUAGGAAGAAGAAGGCCAUUAUAAGUCCAGUUUGCAUAGAGGUUCUGUGCAUUCAGGGCCGCUCAGUGCAACGCAUUUCUUAAAAGUUUUCUAAAUGAUGUUUUAAAUAAUAAUCACUUAAAAGGCUACAUGGUUUAAUUAAAAUACAUCUUAAAUAUCAGAGUCAGCAACUCUUGGAAUAUACUUUGAACCCAACGUAAAAACUACCCAACAAAUCAUUCCCAGCAUGACCCAAAUAUAAUAAUACAGUUUGACACCUGGACCUAUUCAUAGCCUGGCAUUAACAGAAAAAAAAAAGAUGAAAGUUGGCUGAUAAGCAAGUGGCUGCACGCGGCGCGUCAGAGGCCGUGUUUGCGAGCCUCCUUUGCUUGGGAUAGGCCCGUUGGAGCAGAUAUGAUGCAGCGCGCUGCAUAAUGCCAUAGUUACACCGUCAAGCCUAGAGCCGAGCGCCAGAGCAGGCGCCGUUUCUAGAACAUGACGCAAUGCUGCCUGCACUGCAGCGAGGGGAGUGUGUGUGAGUUAUUCCUGAUGUAUGUAUAAAUAUGGGCCUGUAGGGGAGAGACGGCUACACUUUCCCAUUAAAAACAAACAACAACAAAAAAAAACAAACAGAUGUUUGUUUUACAUAUUAAAAAUAGGAAAUGUACAUCUUAUUUCCUGUUAAUACAUCACCAGGUAGGAUUUCUUUGUAGGUUUUGAUUAUUUUGUUGCAGCUUUGUAGCCGCGCUCAGUCAGUCGAAUAAAGGAAGCUAUAGGAUGUUUAAUUUAAUUCACUAUUUUUUUUCUUCUUUUUUUUUUUUAGGUUCUGUCACAGUUUACAAACUCGCAUGCACUCAGAAGUGGGUGCAUGGGGAAGAAAUAUUAGACGCAGCAUUAAAGUUUAUAUGCGAGUGGAAACUGUGGUGUUUUUGUGUUUUUACAAGGUUCCCCUUAUGUUAGGUGAAAGCCGGAGGAGGCGGGGGCAUGUACUCCUCUGAUCCUACACUGCUCCUUCUAUACAGGAAAACCACUGUACAAACGUGUGUGAAUGCACUCCUUUGUUUGUGUGUGCGUGUGUCUACGCGUGUGUUUAUACAAUAAGGCUGUAACUCAUCAGCAAUCUAGAGUAUAGAGAUUAAUUAUUAAGUCAUAAAACGAUAGUAAAGUUCAGGCUCUAAACGAGUGUUGCAGCUAAAAAUAAUUAAACAAAGAAUCAAUUUGACAACUUCAGAUACCCACAAGAAAUUUGUCUUUAAACGCACCGCAUAAAGAAAUAAAGGUUAGUUUUAAGCUUUUCUAUUGUAUGUUGCAAUUUUAUGUUAAGCUUAAAAAGAAGUUCUUGUUGUGUGGCUUUUCAUUUGGGGAAAUUUCUAAAUAAAACAGUAGGAGAUUGCAAAACAUGGAAGGAUUAUACAAAGACAAAAAUACUGAAUGGGAGCAAACAAAAAGUCCCUUUCUGCUGCUUUCGGAGUCACACAGGAGCCAGUGCGCAGCUUGCACAACUCAUGCACACAUAAACAUACACAUCAUGUGGAGGACAAAAGCUUUUCAGGCUAAAGUUCACGUUGCCUUUGCCUACGUGCUUUAUUGUGUGCUGUAGCUGUUUUCCAGCACACAAGGUGUCUGCUUCCAAUCCUGGAGGCAAAAUUGGCAGAGGGGAGAUAACUAAUGAACUGCUCGUACCCCUCUCUGAGGCCGACGCAGUCGCUCACGGUGCUCUCAGAUCGUUGCAGAUCCAAACACGACUUCAUGCGUCAUCAGACAGCGCUCUGUGAUCCUCUCGACCAGAGGUGAAUUUAAAUUGGACAGCGGCCAGCUGUAGUGAGCAGGCCCUCAGUGGAAGGUCCAUGUGACUCUGUCAACAUGCACUCUAAAGACGUUUAAUGGGUCAUACGGUCAUGGUGAAAAGUAAGGACACCUCCUUUUAAUUCAAGAUUGUAGUUUAUCUUUAAAAGGACAGAAGAAGAUAAAUAUCCGGGCCUUACUUGGUCUUUAAAAUGAGUGACAACAACCUUAGAAAGUGAAGAAAAAUGAAAAAGUAGUGAUUUAAAAACUUUACUGUUCCAAACAACAUGAAAAGAACAACUAAUAUCCAGGGCUAGCUUUUGUAAUUCUUUUCUUACAGUGGUCCGUAAGUGUUAACAGCUCUAUAGAAACAGAAAUCAUGGAUGUUUAUUCUGAUAUUCAGCAGAGAAAACAGCCAUUUGUUAUUCCUCGUUUACCGCUAAGAGUUCAUUCAUCAUCAGAAUUCAUUUAUUCAUUCUGUUUGUCCAUCCAUCUAUGCAUCCAUUUGUCCAUCUGUCCGUCUUUCAAUUCAUCAGUCCUUUUGUCUGUCCUCCCGUCAAUCCAUUCAUCCAUAUGUCUGCUUGUCCUUCCUGCCAUCUGUCCUACAGCAGCAAACCUGAAAAUGAAUUAUUCAAAAAGGAGGGGAAGCCAGUUAUUUUGAAGGAGCUCAUUACGGUAAAGUGUUGUUGUGUGUUUUGACCUAAUUUCUUUUGUAAAAUGACUCACGAAACAAAGUGAUAUCAUAAUGGGUUGUUGUGCCUUACAACUUAAAGAGGGUUCAGAUGCCACAACAGCCCAGUGCUGGUUGGAGUUCACCUUUCAGCUUGUUGUCAAGCUUUUUCUUCAUGUAAACCCUCUGCAAACGUACAAAACCCACAAUACACACCAAAGGGAGUGUUUCCACUCCCACAGUUCUUAACAAGUCCCUAAAGCACCUCUUUUUUUAGUUCAGGCUUCACUUGUGUUGCCUAUCUCCAUCACCAAGUAAACACAAUUACAUAACACCUGAAAUCCUGACGUAGCAGAGCACACCGGGCAUGUGGGGAGUGGGGGGACCUUGAAGAGGUGAAAUCAUAGUGGGGUAGUGCGGAGGCCCAGAUUUUCUAAAAAAAAAAAAAAAAAAAUAAAUAAACAAAAAAACAGAAAAAUCAAAAGGUAUGAAUACCAAAGCAUGAAGAGAAGUGAAUGUCAGCAAGUCUGCAUUAGGAAAAAAAAAACUUGAGCAUUUCUUAAAAAGCGGUGCCUGCUUCUAAAUGAUCCCAAUAUUCCUCAUGUGCAGUUUGUUCAGAAAUGAAGGCCAUUAAAGGCACUGGUCGCUAACUUUGUGCUAUUAUUUGUGUAGGUCUAUUGCCAGGGUUGUGUCCCAGCAACAGUAACACAACAAAUCUCUCCAAGACAGCCCGCUAAAGAAACACUCUGAAGACGUGAAGGUGAAAUCUUGAACUUGAGAUUUCAAAAGUUUUGCUCCAAAAAAAAAAAAAAAAAAAGUUUUUUCAUGUAACCUCUUAUGAAACGAUAAAGGUUUAUGUAGGGUAUCGCGUGCAACGCGUUUCUCAUGUUGUCUCAGCUGGGAUCUCCGAGCUUCACUGGUGGAAACUUUCGUUGGUGACAUUUCCAUCAGUGUUUGAUUUCUCAUGCUAUCAACCCCUGAACCCCUCGGUGAGGAUAAGACGAGGAGGCCCGGAGGGGACGGCGAGGGUCGGGCUUAGCAAAAAUAAACAGUGCAAAACAAACAUGGCGGGGCAUUUCAAGUGCGGAUCCCAGGUACACACAGAAAAAACACUCACUCACACAAGCCUUUUGCCAGUGUGGCGAUCGGCCAAAGUUAGAGGCGACGGAGGAGUGAAAGAAAGAAAG